This is a messenger RNA of Rubroshorea leprosula, 1298 nucleotides long. The record is from the annotation of a GenBank genome assembly. NCBI's taxonomy places the organism in Eukaryota, Viridiplantae, Streptophyta, Magnoliopsida, Malvales, Dipterocarpaceae.
GGAGACAACGUGAAAUUCAACUUUCCGAUGGCCUUCACCACCACCAUGCUCUCAUGGAGCGUACUCGAGUACCGCAACACAAUGGGGACCCAGGCAGCGUAUGCUCGCGUUGCGAUCAGCUGGGCCACUGACUAUCUUCUCAAGUGCGCCACUGCCACGCCCGGUAAGCUCUACGUCGGUGUGGGUGACCCGAAUGCUGAUCACAGGUGCUGGGAGAGGCCCGAAGACAUGGACACUGUCCGAACCGUGUAUUCCGUAUCUUCCAGCAAUCCGGGAUCCGACGUCGCCGGUGAGACCGCCGCAGCGUUGGCAGCUGCUUCUAUGGUUUUCCGCACAGUUGAUCCGAAGUACUCGGCCUCGCUGCUUAAAACGGCAAAGAAUGUUAUGCAAUUCGCGAUGCAGUACCGUGGGGCCUACAGUGACUCGCUUGGAAACGCCGUUUGUCCAUUCUAUUGCUCUUAUUCUGGUUAUAAGGAUGAGUUGCUGUGGGGAGCUGCAUGGCUGUAUAGGGCAACAAAUGAUGUUUUUUACUUCAAUUUCUUGAAAUCAUUAGGAGCUGAUGAUCUACCUGAUAUCUUCAGCUGGGACAACAAAUAUGCUGGUGCUCAUGUUCUCUUAGCCAGGAAAGCACUGUUGAACAAGGAUCAAAAUUUUCAGUCAUUCAAAGGAGAAGCUGAAAACUUCAUGUGCAAGAUCUUGCCCGAUUCCCCCUAUUCAUCUACCCAAUACACACCAGGAGGGCUAAUGUACAAGUUACCGAACAACAAUUUCCAGUAUGUUACAUCAAUUACAUUCUUGGUCACAACAUAUGCUAAGUACAUGAAAGCAGCAAAGAUCACAUUUAACUGCGGCAGCCUCGUGGUUGAUUACAUUUUGGGAGUCAAUCCAAUGAAGAUGUCAUACAUGGCAGGGUUCGGAGCGAAUUUUCCCAAGAGGAUCCAUCACAGAGGAUCUUCCUUGCCUUCACUAGCAAGUCACCCUCAGGCCAUUGGUUGCAACAGUUUCCAGCCAUAUUAUUACACAUCGGACCCCAACCCUAACAUCUUAGUAGGUGCCAUCGUUGGGGGUCCAAAUCAAAAUGACCAGUUUGCUGAUGAUCGAACUGAUUACAGUCACUCUGAACCUACAACCUACAACAAUGCUGCUAUUGUUGGUCCCUUGGCGUACUUUGCUGGGGGUUCUCAUGCUUGAUGGAAAAUGGAUUAUACUCAAGUAAUAUUGGUUUCUGUUUGUGUCACUAGAAUUGUAGCUCCAUGCCAUCAAUAAAACAGAAUGGAUAAUGAACAUGAGAUGUAAUU